UGAAUCCAAAUAGCUUACUUCCAAAAGGUUAUUUAUUAAAGUUAAAUUAAUGAAACUAAACCUAUGACAUUUAGAAGGAAGGGCCCCACCACCACUCACCAAAUGCCUUUUUUCAAGUCUUAAUCAAAAAGUUAGAGAGGGAUGCUUCCUCCAAUUCUACCAUGAAAUUUACUUAUAAAUUCCCAUACUUCACAUCCCCCUCUCCCCAUUCUUUCCUCUUCAUUUCUUAAACCCUUCUAUAAAUCCCAUCUUCCCCUUUCCUAUUUCAUCAAACACCUGAAUGACGAACCCGAAUGCGGUUGUAUCCGACGCCCAAUCUGCCAUUGCGAUGGCGAUCACAGCGGCUGUCAACACCUCCUCCUUAUACUCCCCCUCUGUCCCUAACUCCCCUUGCAAUAUCACCCUUUUUUCAAGAAACAAGUUCCCAAAAAGCAUUGAAACCGCGGUCACCGCCACCGCCACGGGAACUCAAAGUGGAAUAGGGAAAAACAUUGCAUGGGUUGAUGUCAUGAGAGCUUCUUCUCCCACUAGAAACUCUUCUGAAGAUAGUGAAAUUAAAAGAGUUUGGAUUAUGAAACACCCUUCAGCAUUGGGUGUGUUUGAAGAGAUCAUGAGUGCUGCAAAAAUGAAACAAAUUGCCAUUUUUCUUGAUUAUGAUGGCACUUUAUCUCCAAUUGUUGAAAAUCCGGAUCAAGCCUACAUGGAUCCUCAGAUGAGAGAGGCAGUGAAGAAUGUUGCAAAGUACUUUCCUACAGCAAUAGUUAGCGGGAGAUGCAGAGCCAAGGUUUAUAAUUUUGUAAGAUUAUCAGAGUUAUACUAUGCUGGUAGUCAUGGGAUGGACAUCAAAGGACCAUCUUCUCGCAAGCAUCAAAAGGGAAAUCAAAAUGUACUUUGUCAACCUGCUAAGGAAUUUUUGCCAAUGAUGUCCGAGGUUAAUGAAAUUCUGAUGGAAAAAAUAAAGGACAUCGAUGGUGCCAAUGUGGAAAACAACAAGUUCUGCCUGUCUGUACAUUACAGAUGUGUUGAAGAACAUAGUUGGAGUGAUUUAGCCGAUCGAGUUAAAUCGGUUCUUAAAGACUACCCUAAGCUUAAGUUGACUCAAGGACGAAUGGUUCUCGAGAUUCGACCAACCAUCAAGUGGGACAAAGGCAAAGCUAUUGAGUUCUUGUUGGAAUCAUUAGGUUAUGCAAACUCUAAAGAUGUAUUGCCUAUUUAUAUUGGAGAUGAUCGUACCGAUGAAGAUGCAUUUAGGGUGCUACGAAAACGAGGGCAAGGAUUUGGUAUUCUUGUGUCUAAAACACCUAAAGAAACCGAAGCGGUUUAUUCUCUACAACAACCAUUCGAGGUUAUGCAGUUUCUUCAACGUUUAGUGACAUGGAAACGAUCGAUUCUUCAACGCAACUAUUAGCAAGUAUAGACGCUGAAUUGAGAUGUAGAAAACCGUCACUUCCCACCGAGAAGUUUUCAAGAAGCGUGGGAUGAUAUUUAUGUUGUAGUUAUCGUAUUUGAAUUACUAGGUAUAUAUAGAAAACGACAAUCUUGUAAAUAAUAUCACUAUGUGAUUAUAUGAUCAAGACGAGUUUACGAUAUUAAAUCAUGUGUGAGACAAUUUCCCACAUGUUUCUUGUUUUUUUAUUGUUGAACUAAUGUAAAAGUUUAAUUGGAUGAAAAUAUUAUGUAGUUUUAAAUA
Messenger RNA from Helianthus annuus (common sunflower), 1690 nucleotides. RefSeq names its product probable trehalose-phosphate phosphatase D. Gene Ontology annotation, biological process: trehalose biosynthetic process. NCBI's taxonomy places the organism in Eukaryota, Viridiplantae, Streptophyta, Magnoliopsida, Asterales, Asteraceae. The record is from RefSeq and is a predicted model, not a curated record. Gene Ontology annotation, molecular function: trehalose-phosphatase activity. The transcript has 10 exons. Bases 281 to 1408 code for a protein of 375 amino acids.